Asterias rubens (European starfish) is the source of this 1974-nucleotide messenger RNA. Its product is annotated as titin-like. Gene Ontology annotation, cellular component: nucleus. The record is from RefSeq and is a predicted model, not a curated record. Lineage: Eukaryota; Metazoa; Echinodermata; Asteroidea; Forcipulatida; Asteriidae. Bases 1 to 1734 code for a protein of 577 amino acids. The transcript has 9 exons. Gene Ontology annotation, biological process: positive regulation of Notch signaling pathway.
AUGUCAGCCUCCUUGUGGAACCGAUGUGAAGUGUCUCCGCCACCUAUUGCAAGCUGUUCCUACGAUUGCUACGAAGUUGAAGAAGAUGAUGUGGGUAGACUGAAGACAGCUUUGCAGGCAUUACAAGUGUCUUAUUCUGUUGGAAUACGUCUCUCUAGUGAGCAAUACACCUUGAACAGAUUGUUGUACAAAGUCAAUAAUCAACAAAGACAAUGGAGGUGGCAUCAGAUGAUGAAAAAGAUCCAAAAGUGUUUGAUCAAACUCCAAUCCACACUUCCUGUCAAAUUUAUAGAAGAUGCUGUCUGCUGUUGUCAAAUUACUCAUGAUGAGAGCAGUUCUACCAUCCGGCUCCCAUCUCGUCAGAUGCUGGAGUACAUUCUCAUCAAGUUAAUGGGCCAGGCUAAACUCUGUGUAUACAUCCUCAAUAUGGCAGAGUCUGUCUAUGUAUUUGCUGUUCAGAAUAUCACAUGUGGGCAAUUCCUGGGACAAAACAUGAUCUACUCGUCCAUAGUGAGCAGAGUAUGGGUAAUGAUGCGCUCCAUGCUGAGGGACAUGACCUCCUGGUACCCACACCUCCUACCCUGGAUGGACAAACUCAAGGCUACACUAAUGCAAUGGAUGACAACAGAAGAAGGGUUUCCACCAAGUUUACUGUCAUGGUUAAAGCCGGACUAUGACCCUGCGAGAUACGAUAUAAAGCAACCUUCGAAGAGAAAACCCUCCACUUUGUUGGACAGCAUGUUUGCUGAUCAAGCUGAUGGCAAGGCAUUGAAGACUGAGGCUGAGGAAAAAGAACAUAGCCUGGAGGAGUCUCUGACAACCAAGGAACCUGUAUUGGACCUAGGAGAGCCAGUGACUUUAGAUGAGGUUGCUCUGAAGAGGUCAAAGGUCAAAUUGAAGAGGAAGCGCUCAGAGAGUUUUAUCAAAGGAGAGCUUGCGACAAAGCUAUCUCGGUUUGAGAAAGACACGAUUGCUGUGGACGCCAAUGGAAUAAAUGCACCACGUGUUCAGUUAGAGGAUGAUGAUGAUGAGAGAGCUGCAGAGAAAGAACAUACGUUAAAUAACAAAUCUGAAGACACAAGAGAUGCUCAUCCUAAGAAAAAGAGAAAAGGAUUUGAAAAGCGUGAAAAUGAAACGACCAUUGUUGAGGAGGAUGAAACAUCUGUACCGGUCAGGAAGAGACUUAAGAAACUCCUGAAGCAUGGCAUCAAGAAGAAAUUGAAAGAAACGAUACGCAAGAAUAAAGGAGAAACUGCUGUGACAGAGCAGAUGGUACAUUGUGAAUCUGAAGACAUGGGAGAUGCUCAUUCUAAGAAAAAGAGGAAAAGAUUUGAAAACCUGAGGGACAAAUUCCGAUUGACAAAGAAAAAGAAGAAGGAUAGAGAAGGUCUUAGUCAAGAUGUUAAACAAACAGAAAGUCAAGCAACCAAAGAAUCUGUAAAGCAACAGAACCAUCAGAAGCUGGUUCUUAAAAAACUAAAGAAGAAGAGUAAAGGAUUGAUCAGUAAAGAAGUGCAGGAACUAGACUCGUCACCAUCAAGGACAGUUAAUGCACAGUGGGGCGGGAUCAGCCAAGAUGCAUCUCCCGGAGGCAGUGAUGUUUUGGAGAAAGGAUGCAGGUCAAAGAAAGUGAAAGCAUCCGCCCUGGUGUGUGAACUUGACAAGAUAAGUGAAACCAAGUCGCUAACAAGUCGGACCUCGGAUAUUGACGACAUAUUUGCCUGUUUGGAAUGAGAGAAUACUGGUAUGAUAAGACUUUGAUGCAAUUUUUAUUGACCUGUGAAAUGUACAAUAUUUGUGUAGGUCCAGCCCCGAAGGAGUGGGUUAAAUCUGAUUUGAAAAGGAGCAAAGGGAAGAACAUAUUUUUUAUCAGUAUUAUUAUAGUUCCAAAUACUCACAUAUCUGCCCACAACAUGGCGUCUGGUAACAGUAAACAUAAAUGUAAUAAAUAUAGCAAUUAUACCGAAGUCUUAU